AAUUUUGAACUUCCAUAGCAAUAAUUUCUCUCUGUGUUUUUGGUUCCCUCCUUUCACCCAUGGCAAGUCUUCCAAUUGUCCAAUUUGAAGAGAAGAUUUUACAAACAGUGGAAGAGAAUCCGGUAGUGGUGAUAAUCGGAGAGACUGGAUCAGGGAAGAGCACCCAGCUCUCUCAGAUGCUACACCGUAGAGGUUACACCAAGUCUGGAAUCAUUGGCGUCACUCAGCCCCGCCGAGUUGCCGCCGUCUCUGUUGCAAGACGAGUUGCACAGGAGCUUGGUGUUAGGCUUGGGGAGGAAGUAGGCUAUGCCAUCAGAUUUGAAGAUAGAACUUCAGAUUUAACACGAAUUAAAUACCUUACUGAUGGAGUCCUCCUGCGUGAAAGUCUGUCCAACCCAGAGCUUAAUGAGUAUUCAGUAAUCAUAUUGGAUGAAGCCCAUGAAAGGAGUCUAAACACGGAUAUUUUGCUGGGAUUAGUAAAACGCUUGGUCAAAAUGCGAGCCUCCAAUUUAAAAGUUCUUAUAACAUCGGCAACUCUCGAUGGUGAAAAAGUAUCAGAAUUCUUUUCAGGUUGUCCUGUACUAAAUGUCCCUGGAAAGUUAUACCCCGUGGAAAUAUUGUACAGCAAAGAGCGUCCUAAAAGCUACAUUGAGUCCUCGUUACAAACAGCUAUUGAUAUUCAUAUUCAUGAACCUGAAGGUGACAUCUUAAUAUUCAUGACGGGCCAGGAUGAUAUAGAGAAAUUGGUUUCAAAGCUGGAAGAGAGAGUUCGAAACCUAGAGGAAGGGUCCUGUAUGGAUGCCAUUACCCUUCCACUCCAUGGUUCCUUGCCACCUGAAAUGCAGGUGCGUGUGUUUGCUCCUGCACCUCCAAAUUGUCGGAGAUUUAUUGUUGCAACGAACAUUGCUGAAACUUCUUUGACUGUUGAUGGUGUUGUGUAUGUCAUUGAUUCUGGUUAUGUAAAGCAACGGCAAUACAACCCGUCAACAGGCAUGUAUUCACUUGAUGUUGUGCAAAUUAGCAAAGUGCAAGCCAAUCAACGAGCAGGACGAGCAGGAAGAACCCGUCCUGGGAAGUGCUACCGGCUAUACCCUUCCAUGGUUUACGAAGAUGAUUUCAUUGAUGUAACGGUCCCUGAGAUACAGCGUUCUUCACUUGCUGGCAGUGUUCUUUACUUGAAAUCAUUGGAUCUUCCAGAUAUUGAUAUUCUCAAGUUUGAUUUCCUUGAUCCUCCUUCGAAUGAUUCACUGGAAGAUGCUCUAAAGCAACUAUAUCUAAUUGAUGCCAUUGAUGACAAUGGAUCAAUCACUAGUGUUGGACGGACAAUGGCUGAACUUCCACUAGAGCCCUCACUCUCAAGAACCUUAAUGGAAGCAAAUGAGAAUGGUUGCUUGUCCCAGGCAUUGACUGUGGCUGCUAUGUUAUCAGCAGAAACAACAUUACUUCCUGGUCGAAGUAGCAGGAAUAUUGAAAAGAAGCGGAAACACACUCCUAAUGAGGUUCACCUUCCUGAUGGUUCUGGUUUGGGUGAUCACAUCCAGUUGCUACAGAUUUAUGAGCAGUGGGAUCAAAAUGACUAUGAUAUUGGUUGGUGCAAAGAUAAUGGUUUACAGGUGCGAGGAAUGUUGUUUGUCAAAGAUGUUCGGAAACAGUUGUGUCAGAUAAUGCAGAAAAUAGCGAAGGGAUCAUUGGAUGUACGAGCAGACAAAAGAUACAUAAAAGGUCAACAGGAGUAUAGGAAUUUGAGGAAGGCCUUGUGUGUGGGCUAUGCAAAUAAACUUGGUCAAAGGAGUAUUCAACACAAUGGCUAUAGAACUAUUGGUUUCAAUUAUCAACUGGUUCAGGUGCAUCCAUCUUCUGUUCUAACAACCGAUGAAUAUGGAAUGUUCCCUGAAUAUGUUGUAUACCAUGAGCUGAUUUCUACCUCACGUCCAUACAUGCGCACGGUGUGUGCUGUAGAGGCUUCAUGGGCUGAUCCAAUCUUGGAAAAGAUUAAGAACCUGAAUGUCAACAAACUGAGUGGAGGUCUUGGUCAAAAUGGCAAACAUGGAACUGAGGGAGAGAUCUCAGGCUUGCCACAGAGAGAGCCUGUUGCUACUUCUGGGGCUCCUGAUGACCAUGAAAGUAAAAUUCAGGCUGCUAGGGAUCGUUUCCUUGCACGCAAAGGAAAGAAAUGACCAUCGCCAUCAUCUGUUUUUCAUAUAAAUGAUAGCAUUGGCAUGUCAAAUGCUGGAUUGUUUCCCCUGUUUAUUGGGGAUUAUUACUUGAAUGAGGCUUGCCAAAUUAUGCGUGCUAGGGAGACUUGGGAGCUUGACGGAUGAAGUACGAUAUUGGAUUGCUUUUUGGCUUCGAGCAGCAUUUAUUUCUCUACUCCUGGCACAUUGUGUCUCUGUAUAACGGUUCAAUUCUUCGGGUGCGCAGUGAUGCUUGUUCACGAUGCAGUGUCUGAAGGAAAGAUCCAAAUGGUAAACUUUUUGAGAUUUGGGGAAAUUGGAACGAAGCUGCUUAUUUGUUAAACUGAUUUCAGACAAGAAAAAUCUUUCGUUCCUAUGUUGUUUUUUCUGUUCAUAGGAUAGAGUUUGUUAAAAUUUGUUGCAGAUUACAAGUAAGCAGAGGCACACACUCCAAAGUAACAUCAUCCCUCCUUAAUCCUGAAUGAUUUGAAGUAAUGAAACGUCACUCAAGAAAGUCUAGAAAUUCCAAGUUCAUCCAGAAGAGUUUUCAGCUAGAUGUUUUCUUGGAAACAGGGAAAAAAGUCAAGGGAAGGGGAAAUUGGAUGGUGGCUCAAGAUAUAUGUCUACUACCAUUAGUACUAUUGAGGAUGUUGAAGCUUGAAAACUGAAUACUUAAUUCCAUAUAAAUAUUAACCUAGCUUAUUAAAAUUUUGCCAAAAUCUUUGGUAUUCUGGCGAAUCGAAUUUGAUUUUCAGUAGAUUUA
Jatropha curcas is the source of this 2937-nucleotide messenger RNA. RefSeq names its product RNA helicase family protein. NCBI's taxonomy places the organism in Eukaryota, Viridiplantae, Streptophyta, Magnoliopsida, Malpighiales, Euphorbiaceae. The record is from RefSeq and is a predicted model, not a curated record. Gene Ontology annotation, molecular function: helicase activity; RNA binding; ATP hydrolysis activity. Gene Ontology annotation, cellular component: intracellular anatomical structure.